This is a messenger RNA of Brachypodium distachyon (stiff brome), 1376 nucleotides long. Its product is annotated as transcription factor RAX2. The coding region runs from base 286 to 1170 and encodes 294 amino acids. NCBI's taxonomy places the organism in Eukaryota, Viridiplantae, Streptophyta, Magnoliopsida, Poales, Poaceae. The record is from RefSeq and is a predicted model, not a curated record. The transcript is spliced from 2 exons.
CUCUUGUACAUAUAUACAGCAGAGCAGCUCAUGCUGGAGCAGCUAGAGCUAGCUUUAGGCAGGUGAUCGAAACUAGACAAAGAGGGAGAGAGCCAUCCUCCUGCUUCCUUUUUGACUUGUUUGCCACAUGUAGCUGGCUGGCUAGCUAGCUAGAUUUCUUCUUCCUUUAGCUUGUACUCUCUCUGCCUUUCCGUUCGCCGUCGAGCUUUGUCUCUCUAUAUCUCCCCCAAGCUAGCUCGGUAGCCAGCCAAAGCCAAGAAGAGCUAGCUGCAAGAAAGGAAGAAGAUGGGUAGGGCUCCAUGCUGUGACAAGGGGAGCGUGAAGAAAGGGCCCUGGUCGCCCGAGGAAGACAGGAAGCUCAAGGACUACAUCCACAAGUUUGGCACCGGCGGCAACUGGAUUGCGCUCCCCGCCAAAGCCGGCCUGAAGAGGUGUGGGAAGAGCUGCCGGCUGCGCUGGCUCAACUACCUGAGGCCAAACAUCAAGCACGGGGGCUUCUCGGACGAGGAGGACAGGGUCAUCUGUAGCCUCUACGCCAGCAUCGGGAGCAGGUGGUCCGUCAUCGCGGCGCAGCUCCCCGGGAGGACCGACAACGACAUCAAGAACUACUGGAACACCAAGCUCAAGAAGAAGCUACUACUCAACGUCAUGAGCCACAGCCACAGCCAAAUCAGGUCGUCCAAGGAGCCUCCUCCUCCUGCUGCUGCUGCUAAUGUCGGGAUCGGAGGAGCAGAUGAUCACCCACCACUCGCAUUGUUCUCCCAGCUGCUGCUUGAUCAGCAGCACUACCAUAGCUCGUCGUCUCUCAUGUUUGGAAUUGGAGGCGACCACCACCAUUACCAGCAGCAGCAGCAGAUGGCGCCAUCGUCGUCUGUCUUCCUCAAUGACUUUGACCUCAUGAUCAGCAGCGGCAGCGGCAGUGAUGGCCUGGAACAGAGCUCCAUCUUCGCCGGCUUGCAGUUGCAGCAGCAGGAAGAACUUCCAGCUGCUGACGGCCUGAUGCCUCAGCUGGAUCAUCAUCAUCAUCAUCACCAUCACCGGCUUUACGCGUACGGCAGCAGCUAUGUGGAGGAUCAGCAUGAGAUGAAGCCGUUGGUGAUUGCGCCGUCGACGGGUAGCUUCUUGUACGCUGCUGCCACGGCAACCCCAGGGACUAGGUACCAAUAUUAACUAGCUAGUAGUACGGUUUAGAGAUAACCAGCCAUUAUGCUGCAGCCGAUGCAUGCAUGCAUUUGUAUGAUCAAUGAUGUGUGUUUGUCGUUUCUUUUGUUUUUUCAUGAGGUGGAGUGUAAUUUGGAAUGCAUGGUGUGUUUUGUUGGUACUUUUUAGAGUGGGUUGUAAUGUUAAUUCGACAAAUAUACUGGCAAUUAAGUUAA